Messenger RNA from Ooceraea biroi (clonal raider ant), 2993 nucleotides. RefSeq names its product pyruvate dehydrogenase phosphatase regulatory subunit, mitochondrial. Gene Ontology annotation, molecular function: protein binding. NCBI's taxonomy places the organism in Eukaryota, Metazoa, Arthropoda, Insecta, Hymenoptera, Formicidae. The record is from RefSeq and is a predicted model, not a curated record. Gene Ontology annotation, cellular component: mitochondrion.
ACGAGUAACUCAAUGUAAAUUGAAAAUAAAUAUAUACCAAAGAUACGUAACCUCUUCGCACAAUUUCUAGCAUAUUAUUACACUAAUAAAGCACGAAAGUGUGUUGAGCUGCAUAAAUCUAAUUUUUUUUAUAGCUCGGUAAGAAUGAUAGUUAACAGUUAGUUUAUCAGUGGCGCAUUUUGCAUUCGAUUUUACAAUCGAUUAAAAUGUGGAAGCGAUCCGGACUGUUGUAUGGUAGGUGUAUAGCACAAGGGAGAACAGUUCUCUCCAACAAUUAUGAAACUGCGGACGUUGCCGCGAAAUCCACCAAUGCAGCAACAGCAAUCGAAGAUUUGGAGCAUGUGCUUCCCAGGGAAGCGCGGGUUGUCAUAUGCGGAGGUGGAGUUAUGGGGGGUGCCGUGGCGUAUCACUUGUCUCUCAUGGGAUUGGGACUGGAAACUGUUCUGGUAGAAAGUGGCAGAUUAGGGGGUGGAACAACGUGGCACGCGUCAGGAUUAGUAGGAGCUUUCAAGCCUAGUCUGACACAAGUGAAACUCGCCCAAGAUAGCAUCGCUCUCUACAAGGAAUUGGAAAAAAAGGGCCUGUCAACGGGCUGGAAGCAAUGCGGCAGUCUUUCCUUGGCACGAACGAGAGAUCGUAUGACUUCCUUCAGGCGAAUGAAGGCACAAUCUGUCUCACGAGAUAUUGAGUGCCACUUGGUUUCACCAGAAGAAAUUCAGAAUCUGUGUCCGUUGCUGCACGUUGACGAUCUCAUCGGAGGAUUAUGGAUUCCAGGAGACGGCGUCGGCGAUACAUAUCAGAUCUGUCGAGCUCUGAUCCAAGAGGCGCAGCAGAAAGGUGUCACAGUGAUCGAAAAUUGUGCGGUUACGAAAGUGAUUAAUCAGAAUGGCCAGAUAAAAGCGGUGGAGACCACGCGCGGUACCAUUGAAUGCCAGCAUUUUGUGAAUUGUGCUGGAUUUUGGGCACGAAACGUGGGUAAACUCAGUGAGCCAUACGUAAAGGUGCCACUUCAUCCAGUAGAACAUUAUUAUUUACAUACUAAACCUAUUGCUGAUUUAGAUCCGAUGAUACCUGUUAUACGCGACUUGGACGGGUACAUCUAUUUUCGAGAAAACAACGGCCGACUGUUAGCCGGUGGUUUUGAGCCGGUUGCAAAACCAGCAUUCGAGGAUGGUGUAAUUCCUGAGAACACAGAUAAGCGAUUUUUGCCAGAGGAUUGGGAUCACUUUCACAUCUUGCUGGAGCAGAUGUUGCUUAGGAUUCCAAGCAUGGGGAACGCAGUCCUAGAGAGGCUCUGCAAUGGGCCCGAGGCGUUCUCGCCUGACUGCAGGUGGAUCGUGGGAGAAGCUCCAGAAAUACGUAAUUACUACAUCGCGGCUGGAAUGAAAACGGUCGGAAUAUCCGCUGCCGGCGGAGUUGGUCGCGCAACGGCGGAAUUGAUACUUAAUGGCUCGACUUCACUAGAUAUGUACGAGUUAGACGUCUCGCGUUUUCUCGGGCUGCACAACAAUCGCAAAUUCCUGCGUGACCGAGUACGAGAGGUGCCCGGUAUGCACUAUGCGCUGCAGUACCCGCAUCUCGAGUUCAAGACCGGCAGAAAUCUGAGAAUGUCGCCGAUCUAUCCGAAACUCAGGGAUGCAGGUGCGGUUUUUGGACAGGUCAUGGGUUACGAGAGACCGUCCUGGUUCCAGCCAGAUGACGACUAUGACCUUCCAGAAUUUCCCGAUGGCUUUCAAAGGUACAAAAUAGCUUACACGAAUACCUUCGGCAAGCCACCUUGGUUCGAUGCAGUUGCGCAUGAGUAUGCUGCUUGUAGAGAAGCAAUCGGCUUGAGUGAUUAUUCUUCGUUUACGAAAAUCGAUUUAUGGUCAAACGACACAGAAGUUGUGGAUUUACUGCAGUAUUUGUGCUCGAACGACGUGGACGUGCCCGUAGGAAGCAUCAUCCAUACCGGUAUGCAGAAUCAUCACGGUGGUUACGAGAACGACUGCAGCCUGGCACGAAUUGCGCCGAAUCAUUACAUGAUGAUCGCCCCGACUAUCCAACAAACGCGUUGCAAGGACUGGAUUCAUCGUCACUUGCCUGCGGACGGUUCUGUUGCCGUGUCCGACGUCACAUCGGCGUACACUGCAAUUUGCAUAAUGGGACCCGCCACCAGACAACUGUUAACUGAAUUGACGGACAUAGAUCUAAAUCCAAAGAACUUUCCGUUCUUCACGUUCAAAGAGUUAGAUGUCGGGCUUGCUAAUGGCAUCCGUACGAUGAACUUGACGCACACUGGAGAACUUGGCUACGUUCUGUAUAUUCCAAAUGAGUUUGCGUUGCACGUUUACACGAGGCUGAUAGACGCUGGAGCAAAAUACGGGGUGAAACACGCCGGCUAUUAUGCGACAAGAGCUCUGCGUGUUGAGAAGUUUUACGCAUUCUGGGGUCAAGACCUGGACACUUUUACUACUCCUCUGGAAUGCGGAAGAUCAUGGAGAGUGAAGUUUGAUAAGGAAGUUGACUUCAUCGGCAGGGACGCUCUUCUGAGACAGCGUGAGCAAGGAGUCAAACGCAAGUACGUUCAGCUGUUGCUGAACGAUCACGAGCUCGAGUUUGAUACUUGGUGCUGGGGUGGCGAGCCGAUUUAUCGAAACGGACAAUAUUGCGGAAUGACAACGACUACCGGUUACGGAUUUACGUUCAAGAAACAGGUGUGUCUUGGAUUUGUGCAAAACUUCGAUAAGAACGGUCAGCCGCAAGAGGUGACGAACGAGUACAUAUUGUCGGGCGACUACGAAGUGAACGUCGCAGGCAUUAUGUAUCCGGCAAAGUGCCAUUUACACAGUCCGAAUUUACCGACCAAGUUCCCCGAUAAAGAGAGAGACGCGUAUCAUGCUACACGCGAUCAGCAACCUUUAUAAGACUCCCGUUCGACAAAAAUAAUACUUUAAGUGUGUACAAACGAUGUAUAUAGCAAAAAGUUUAAUAAAUCCUUUAAGUAUCACUCA